Castor canadensis (American beaver) is the source of this 2295-nucleotide messenger RNA. RefSeq names its product lactotransferrin (gene Ltf). Gene Ontology annotation, cellular component: early endosome; extracellular region; recycling endosome. NCBI's taxonomy places the organism in Eukaryota, Metazoa, Chordata, Mammalia, Rodentia, Castoridae. Gene Ontology annotation, biological process: antibacterial humoral response; iron ion transport. The record is from RefSeq and is a predicted model, not a curated record.
CCCGGGACAUGAGGUUCCUUGUCCCCACCCUGCUGCUCCUCGGGUCCCUUGGACUGUGUCCAGCUGUCCCUAAGAAAAACAUUCGGUGGUGUGCCAUAUCACAACCUGAGGCAUCAAAAUGCUUCAAGCUGCAGAAGAACAUGAGCAAAAUAGGUGGCCUCCCUCUCUCCUGUAUCAAGAGAAAGUCCUUCCGUCAAUGUAUGCAGGCCAUUGCGACAAACAAGGCGGAUGCUAUGACCCUGGGUGUCGAUUUGCUGCUUGAGGCAGGGCAGCUCCCCUACAGACUGCGACCUAUAGCAGCGGAAGUCUAUGGGACAAAAGCACAGCCACAAACCCAAUUUUAUGCUGUGGUGGUGGCAAAGAACAGCAGCCGCUUUCGGCUGAACCAGUUAGAAGGCCUGAGGUCCUGCCACACGGGCCUUGGCCGGACUGCUGGAUGGAACAUCCCUAUGGGGACACUUCGUCUAUUCCUGGACUGGAAAGGCCCAUCUGAGCCCCUUGAGGCAGCUGUGGCCAGGUUCUUCUCAAGCAGCUGUGUUCCUGGUGCUGAUGGAAGCCGCUUUCCCAACCUGUGUCGCCUGUGUGUGGGGACAGGGGCCAAUAAAUGUGCCUUCUCCUCCCGAGAACCAUACUUUGGCAACGCUGGUGCCUUCAAGUGUCUGAGGGAUGGCGCUGGAGAUGUGGCUUUUAUCACAGAGAAUACAUUGUUUGAGGUCCUGCCAGACAAGACCGAAAGGGACCAGUACAAGCUUCUCUGCCCAGACAACACCUGGAAGCCAGUGGACCAGUACAAGGAGUGCCACCUGGCCCGAAUCCCUUCUCGAGCGGUUGUGGCCCGAAGUGAGGACAGCAAAGAAGAUUUCAUCUGGGCGUUUCUCCAACAGGCACAGGAAAAGUUUGGAAAAAACAAGUCAUCGUCAUUCCAGCUCUUCGGCUCCCCUGUAGGGAAGAAGGAUCUCCUGUUCAAAGACUCUGCUAUUGGGUUUUUGAGGGUCCCCAAAAAGAUAGACUCUGAGCUGUAUCUGGGAUCUGGAUACCUCACUUCCAUACAAAACCUGCAGAAAAGUAAGGAGGAUGUGGCAGCCAGGCAAUCGCAGGUCGUAUGGUGCCCGGUGGGCAGCGAGGAGCUGAGCAAGUGUGACCAGUGGAGCACUGUGAGCAACGGCUUGGUGACCUGUGCCUCAGCCCCCACCACGGAAGACUGCAUCAGCCAGAUUCUGAAAGGAAAGGCUGAUGGCAUGAGUUUGGAUGGAGGAUUUAUCUACGUUGCGGGCAAGUGUGGUCUGGUGCCUGUCCUGGCGGAGAACCAGCAAUCCCAGAAAAGCAGCGGCUCUGAUUGUGUGAAUAGACCAGUGGAAGGGUACCUUGCUGUAGCGGUGACGAGGAGAUCAAAUGCUGCUAUUACCUGGAACUCUCUGAAAGGAAAGAAGUCUUGCCACACUGCCGUGGGCAGGACCGCAGGCUGGAACAUCCCCAUAGGCCUGCUCUUCAACCAGACAGGCUCCUGCAAGUUUGGUGAAUUCUUUAGAGAAAGCUGUGCACCUGGGUCUGACCCGAAAUCCAAUCUCUGUGCUCUGUGUAUUGGUGACGAGAAUGGUGAGAAUAAGUGUGCAUCAAACAGCAGCGAGAGAUACUAUGGCUACACUGGGGCUUUGAGGUGCAUGGUUGAGGGGGCAGGAGAUGUCGCCUUUGUGAAAGACUCCACUAUCUUUCAGAACGCUGAUGGAAAGAACACUGAAGCGUGGGCCAGGGACUUAAAGGUAGAGGACUUUGAGUUGUUGUGCCUUGAUGGGACCCGGCAGCCUGUGACUGAGGCGAAGAGCUGCCACUUGGCCAUGGCCCCGAAUCAUGCUGUGAUCUCUCGGAAGGACAAGGCAGUAUUCCUGGAGCAGGUGCUGCUCCAGCAACAGGCUCAGUUUGGAAGAAAUGGAAACAGGUGUCCGCGAGAUUUUUGUCUGUUCCACUCCGAAACUAAAAAUCUUCUGUUCAAUGAUAACACUGAGUGUUUGGCCAAACUCCAUGGUAAAACGACAUAUACGAAGUAUUUGGGACAGCAGUAUGUCACAGCCACUUCUACUCUGGAGAAAUGUUCAACUCCCCACUCCUGGAGGCCUGUGCAUUCCUCACGAAGUAAACCCCAAGAAGAUGGGCCAGCCUCCCCAGGGGGCCUCAGCCUUGAUCCCUGGGUGUACUCAGGCCUUGCCCUCCCCUGCUCAGGGUGAGAUCUGCCCAUCCAUCUGUUCCCAUAAUUCCCUGCUGUCACUAACAAAUAAAGUGAGAUAUAUUGCUGGUUUG